This is a messenger RNA of Batrachochytrium dendrobatidis JAM81, 2473 nucleotides long. RefSeq names its product methionine aminopeptidase. The coding region runs from base 282 to 1337 and encodes 351 amino acids. Gene Ontology annotation, cellular component: cytoplasm. NCBI's taxonomy places the organism in Eukaryota, Fungi, Chytridiomycota, Chytridiomycetes, Rhizophydiales. The record is from RefSeq and is a predicted model, not a curated record. Gene Ontology annotation, biological process: proteolysis. The transcript has 7 exons. Gene Ontology annotation, molecular function: metalloaminopeptidase activity.
CUGGAAACCCAACUCAAGCCGAUACAGUGAAGAGUGCCUGUGCAAGCAACAAGACUCCAGUUUCUGCUGCUAAAAUUGCGAAGGAUUCUGGAAAAAGUGUACAUACCAAUGGCAAUGGAUUCACCAAUGGAAAUGACUCGACUGUCGUAGCUUCAAAAAAGAAUGGGCUUGAAACUGCCAGUGGAACUGCUGCUACAGAUGCUUCUCUACAAGUCAAUGAGUCUGCAACUGCCCCAAAAGAAACAAAGCAAACGGAUCCACCAACCAUUCCUGUAUCUCAGAUGUUUCCCGACCAUAUUUAUCCAGAAGGAGAGAUUCAAGAGUACAAGGAUGACAAUCUAUGGAGGACAACCAGUGCUGAAGCUCGCGAGAAAGACCGCUUAUACGAAGAUAUGCACAACGAUUUGCGUCGUGCUGCAGAAGUGCAUCGUCAAGUUCGUAGUUACGCUCAGAAAAAGAUCAAACCAGGCAUGUCUAUGAUUGAGAUUUGUGAAAUGAUCGAGAAUGGCACCCGUACACUGAUUGAAGCAAACGGACUCAAUGCUGGUAUUGCAUUUCCUACUGGCUGCUCUUUGAAUCACUGUGCUGCUCAUUACACUCCUAAUGGCGGCGAUGGUACUGUUCUCAAGUACGAUGACGUGAUGAAGAUUGAUUUUGGAACACACGUUGGAGGCCGUAUUAUCGAUUGUGCGUUCACUAUGGCAUUCAAUCCCAAGUUCAACCCGCUUCUGGAAGCCAUCAAAGAUUCUACCGACACCGGUAUCAGAGAGGCUGGCAUUGAUGUCAGACUCUCUGAUAUUGGGGCUGCCAUUCAAGAAGUUAUGGAGUCCUAUGAGGUGGAGAUUGAUGGGAAAACGUAUCAAGUCAAACCAAUUCAAAAUCUCAAUGGUCACUCUAUUGGAUCAUAUCAGAUUCAUGCUGGCAAAACGGUACCCAUUGUCAAAAAUGGCAACCAAACAAAAAUGGAGGAAGGAGAGCUUUACGCCAUCGAGACCUUUGGAAGCACAGGCCGUGGUUAUGUUCACGAGGAUAUGGAAUGCAGCCACUACAUGAAAGAGUUUGAUACUUCGUAUAUUCCACUUAGACUCCCGCGUGCAAAGCAGCUUUUGAACACAAUUAACAAAAACUUUGGCACGUUGGCCUUUUGUCGUCGUUACUUGGAUCGUAUUGGUGAAACCAGAUAUCUGCUGGCUUUAAAAAAUCUUGUAGAUUCAGGAAUUGUCAAUCCUUACCCACCACUGUGUGACGUCAAAGGUUCUUAUACUGCUCAGUACGAACACACUAUCUUGCUACGAUCCACAUGCAAGGAAGUUCUUUCUCGUGGAGAUGACUACUGAAAAAAACAAUUGAACUCUACAUUAAAGCUUUUUUUUAAAUUUGUGUCGUUAUAUUGACUGACAUGACUGAGAAUAAAAUGCAAGGUGAUAGUGUACAUGGGUAGUAGAUUGGUUUACGUAUGGAGUGUGAUUGUUUAGGGUAGCAGGAGCAGUUACUGUUGCUACUAUUAGCUUUGGUUUGGUAUAUAUCCAGACAACAUGCACUUUGGCUGCUUUUAAUCUACACAUUUGUUUUUGGAGUCGAAUUACUGUUGUAGUUUGCUUGAAUUACGUGAAUUCUAAUUUUCAGCGUUGCAUAUACUAUUUUUACCAUCAGCUCGCAGACUUGACCCUUUAAUACAUUCCAAAAAUGAUGAAUUUGGGGGUGCAGCCCAAAUCAGAUGGUCGUAACCCCAAUACAGUAACAUGCUAUAUCUGUGGUCGUGACUUUGGUAGCAAAUCCAUCAGUAUUCACGAACCAAAGUGUAUGGAAAAGUUUGAAAAGACACAAGCCGCUUUACCCAAAUCACAGCGCAAGCCAGUUCCAGUCAGACCCACAGUAGGAGUGCUACCGUCUCUGCCAAAAAAAAGUACUUUGGCAGGGUCGUCGCAGGUAGUGUCGAAUCAAGCGGGGAACGCGCCUGGUAUAGGAACAGUUCAGCAGAACGCAAUGCAGUCGUAUAAUGAUGCAGCGUAUGCGACCUAUUCUGAGCAAACCAGGUCACAAUGCCCCAAUUGCCCUCACAAGGUAUAGUAGUGGCUGUAUGCAUACAGAAUACAGCAGUUUGAUGUUUUACACAUGUUGAUUAUAGCUCAAGCCACUCGAAUGGUAUUCAUCAGCUAAUCUGAUUUGGAAUCGUAUUUUUGUUUUAAAAGUUUGCACCUGAUCGAUUAGAAGUGCAUCUUCGAAGCUGUAGACCAGGCGGACUUUUUUCCAAAAAACAACCAAAGAGUGAAAAGUCGGAAACAGAUUGCCGUAAACCAGUAGAAAAAAAGCAAUGUGAUUCACGACCAUCCAAGCAAGCAGUUGGAUCCCAACCAGCAGGUGUAAAGACCAAUACAUCGGCGUACUGUUCGCAAUGUGGGAAUGCCUUUAGUGGUGCAGACCGAUUCUGUUCAUCGUGUGGAACCAAACGAUAGCUAUAUGGAAAUAAAUC